Molecule: messenger RNA, 2347 nt
Organism: Panthera uncia (snow leopard)
Lineage: Eukaryota; Metazoa; Chordata; Mammalia; Carnivora; Felidae
Gene: CERT1
Product: ceramide transporter 1
Exons: 19
Coding region: 1-2268 (755 amino acids)
Biological process (GO): ER to Golgi ceramide transport
Cellular component (GO): Golgi apparatus
Molecular function (GO): phosphatidylinositol-4-phosphate binding
Source: RefSeq, a predicted model, not a curated record
AUGCAACAGAACGGAGACCUCACCCCUUCUCCUUUCUCCGCUCCUCCCACUUUUCUACCCGGCGUCACUCGGGAGAACCGGAGAUUGGCAUUGAGGGGGCUGAGUUCGGGUGGUGGCGCCGGGCGCAGCGCAGGGGUCACGGCGACGGCGGCUGCUGACGGCUGGAAGGGCAGGCUUCCUUCGCCGCUUGUCCUCCUUCCCCGGUCCGCUCGGUGUCAGGCGCGGCGGCGGCGGCGCAGCGGCCGGACUUCGUGCUUCCUCCAGCUCCCCCCGGCGCCGGAGCGGGCACUCUUCCCUUCGCCAUCUCCCGACCCUUCACCCCGGCUACUGGGCGCCUCCUCCGGCGCAGCUCAGGGAGCGGGGGCCGGUCUCCCGCUCGGCUGUCGCGCCUCCAUGUCGGAUAACCAGAGCUGGAACUCGUCGGGCUCGGAGGAGGAUCCAGAGACGGAGUCCGGGCCGCCUGUGGAGCGCUGCGGAGUCCUCAGCAAGUGGACAAACUACAUUCAUGGGUGGCAGGAUCGUUGGGUAGUUUUGAAAAAUAAUACUCUGAGUUACUACAAAUCUGAAGAUGAGACAGAGUACGGCUGCAGAGGAUCCAUCUGUCUUAGCAAGGCUGUCAUCACACCUCAUGAUUUUGAUGAAUGUCGAUUUGAUAUUAGUGUAAAUGAUAGCGUUUGGUAUCUUCGUGCUCAGGAUCCAGAUCACAGACAACAAUGGAUAGAUGCCAUCGAACAGCACAAGACCGAAUCUGGAUAUGGAUCUGAAUCCAGCUUGCGUCGACAUGGCUCUAUGGUGUCACUGGUGUCUGGAGCAAGUGGCUAUUCUGCAACAUCCACCUCUUCAUUCAAGAAAGGCCACAGUUUACGUGAAAAACUGGCUGAAAUGGAAACCUUUAGAGAUAUCCUGUGUAGACAAGUUGAUACUUUACAGAAGUACUUUGAUGCCUGUGCUGAUGCUGUCUCCAAGGAUGAACUUCAAAGGGAUAAAGUGGUAGAAGAUGAUGAAGAUGACUUUCCUACAACACGUUCCGAUGGAGACUUCUUGCAUAAUACUAAUGGCAAUAAGGAAAAGUUAUUUCCACAUGUAACACCAAGAGGAAUUAAUGGUAUAGACUUUAAAGGGGAGGCGAUAACUUUUAAAGCAACUACUGCUGGAAUCCUUGCUACACUUUCUCACUGUAUUGAACUGAUGGUAAAACGUGAGGACAGCUGGCAAAAAAGACUGGAUAAGGAAACUGAGAAGAGAAGAAGAAUAGAAGAAGCAUACAAAAAUGCCAUGACAGAACUUAAGAAAAAAUCCCACUUUGGAGGACCAGAUUAUGAGGAAGGUCCAAACAGUCUGAUUAAUGAAGAAGAGUUCUUUGAUGCUGUUGAAGCUGCUCUUGACAGACAAGAUAAAAUAGAAGAACAGUCACAGAGUGAAAAGGUCAGAUUACAUUGGCCUACAUCCAUGCCAUCUGGAGAUGCCUUUUCUUCUGUGGGGACUCAUAGGUUUGUCCAAAAGCCCUAUAGUCGCUCUUCCUCCAUGUCUUCCAUUGAUCUCGUCAGUGCCUCUGACGAUGUUCACAGAUUCAGCUCCCAGGUUGAAGAGAUGGUGCAAAACCACAUGACUUACUCAUUACAGGAUGUAGGUGGAGAUGCUAAUUGGCAGUUGGUUGUAGAAGAAGGAGAAAUGAAGGUAUAUAGAAGGGAAGUAGAAGAAAAUGGGAUUGUUUUGGAUCCUUUGAAAGCUACCCAUGCAGUGAAAGGCGUUACAGGACACGAAGUCUGCAAUUACUUCUGGAAUGUUGAUGUUCGCAAUGACUGGGAAACAACUAUAGAAAACUUUCAUGUGGUGGAAACAUUAGCUGAUAAUGCAAUCAUCAUUUAUCAAACUCACAAGAGGGUGUGGCCUGCUUCUCAGCGAGAUGUAUUAUAUCUCUCUGCCAUUAGAAAGAUACCGGCCUUGACUGAAAAUGACCCCGAAACUUGGAUAGUGUGUAAUUUUUCUGUGGAUCACGACAGUGCUCCGCUAAACAAUCGAUGUGUCCGUGCCAAAAUAAAUAUUGCUAUGAUUUGUCAAACCUUGGUAAGCCCACCAGAGGGAAACCAGGAGAUCAGCAGGGACAACAUUCUAUGCAAGAUUACGUAUGUAGCUAAUGUGAACCCUGGAGGAUGGGCACCAGCCUCAGUGUUAAGGGCAGUGGCAAAGCGAGAGUAUCCAAAGUUUCUAAAACGCUUUACUUCUUAUGUCCAAGAAAAAACUGCAGGAAAACCUAUUUUGUUCUAGUAUUAACAGUGACUGAAGCAAGGCUGUGUGACAUUCCAUGUUGGAGGAAAAAAAUAAAAAACAAAAUUGAAUGCUCUAA